UACUUCGUAAAACACUUUCUACACAAUCAACUUCUAUAUAUGAUACUCUAACCAACAUGCUCUAUUCACAUCUCACAUUUAACCCCUCUCAGCUAACCAAUAACUUUUAUCUCAUUAUGACUCUACAGAGCCUUAUCCUAGUUCCACUAAUACAAGCUCUUCAAUCUGAGGAG
Molecule: messenger RNA, 173 nt
Organism: Dentiscutata erythropus
Lineage: Eukaryota; Fungi; Glomeromycota; Glomeromycetes; Diversisporales; Gigasporaceae
Source: the annotation of a GenBank genome assembly